Messenger RNA from Cotesia glomerata, 1235 nucleotides. RefSeq names its product nuclear receptor-binding factor 2-like. The record is from RefSeq and is a predicted model, not a curated record. The transcript is spliced from 3 exons. Gene Ontology annotation, biological process: autophagy. NCBI's taxonomy places the organism in Eukaryota, Metazoa, Arthropoda, Insecta, Hymenoptera, Braconidae. The coding region runs from base 83 to 832 and encodes 249 amino acids.
UACAAUGGUGAAGAAAAUUUGCUGUCACAUCAUAUCUUUUGAAUAAAUUGUAUAUUUUGUUUCUGCAAUCAGCUGAUCAGUCAUGGAGAAUGCUAUCUUAAACGAAGCUCAUGAGAAGCUCAGAAGAGGAGAUUCCCUUGUGCAGAAAAGACAAUUUGAAGAAGCGGCUGAUUGCUAUGAAGAGGUAGCUGACCUGUUUGCAAAAGCUCACAGCCAACUGAGUGCAAAUUUGGGAAUAAUAAAAAGUUUCGAGUCAUCACUUAAAAAUUCAAAGUCAUCUAUUCAUUCCGCAGUUGCACUAGAAUCAUUGGCGUUGCAAAGUGACUACUAUAAAAGACAAGCUGUCGUUGUGAGAAUGAAACAAGCGCAAUACGACGAGUACAAAAAUACUCUAGAAAUUCAGCAAAAAAAUCAUUUGAAGAAAGAUGCAAUCAAAUACAAUGACAAAGGAUCGACAGCUUCUGCAGAAACAGAUAAGUUUGAUGGAUCGCUGAGACAAGCUAUUUAUAAAACUAUAGAAGAGCAAGACACCUUGCUGAGUCUUAUGCCAUUGCCUGACGAUGACCAAGCGUUUAAACAUCCUAAAGAUACCGUCACUGUUAUUGAAGAGUUGCGGACUGUUAAUUCACAAUUAAGAUCUCUUGUUGAAAGCUUACUUAGUCAACUUGAAGCUAAAGAACAAGAGGUUAAACAAUUGACACAAAGGUUGCAAACUGUUUCAGCUGCUGUGACUGAUGAAAUGUCUUUAAAUGAAGGACAUUCUCUAAGGUUGGCUCCAUUGCCUCCUUUGGCUCCCUUAGAAAUGCCCUUGUUUGAUUUUUCAUCUUCUUAAAAGUUCAGAAAAUAUAAAUUUGAUUUUUUUUUCGAAUUUGCAACAAUUUUAUCUUUUUCCGCGCUGAUAAGUAACAGUUGAAUAAAUUGUGUAUAAAAGUGAUAGAUUAUAAAAGAUUUGUAAAUAUAACUUAUAAUUUUUUGUUGUGAAGCAUAAAGUAGCAGAUUUCUUUUUUUUUUUUUUUAUUUAAAUGCUGUACAAAGCUAAAACAGAAAAUUAAUCGACAGUAGUUUAUGAAUUAUUGUAUAUCGGAUAAGAAAAUGAAAUGUGAGUCUGCCCUACUUUUAAUACGCUCCCUUGUAAAGAUUUUACAACAAAAGAAAUAUUUUUUAUUGUGACAACGGAUUGUAGCAGUGAAGAAUUGUUGUAAAACAAUGAAUAAUAAACAUUUUGAAAAGAAGUA